GGGGCGUGGAUUUCCGUCGUGCUCGUGCGGUCACAGUGCAAUAGUGGGCGUUCAAUCUGUCUAUUGCUCUAGCUCAUACAUGACUUCACGAUUAACGUUACACAAGUUGGGAAACUUCAUAUCUGGACAUUUUCAGACGCAGACUGCCGACAAAGAUGACGGAAAGCUCCGCGAACAAGCUGCUAAACGGAGAUGCCUGUCACCGGACCUCAAAUGCUAAAAAAUCGAGCAAAAAUGGCUUCGUGAAGAACCACUGCCUGUUUCAACAGCCACAGAAGUAUCGUCGCCCAAGGGAGAGGAACCAAAAUGUCACACACAACUCCAGCCUGUACAAGAAGCCCUUUGAGGAAUCAUUUGAGGAGACUCCUCUGCUGGUGGCUGUGCUCACCUACAUGGGCUAUGGCAUCCUCACCAUCUUUGGCUACCUCAGAGACUUCCUUCGCCACUGGAGCAUCGAGAAGUGCCAAGUGGCUCGGGAGAAAGAGGAGCAGAAGGAUUUCGUCCCCCUCUAUCAGGACUUUGAGAACUUUUACACCAGGAAUUUGUACAUGAGAAUUCGAGACAACUGGAACAGACCCAUCUGUAGUGUCCCUGGUGCUAAGAUGGACCUUGUGGAGAGCGUUUCUCACGACUUCAAUUGGACCUUUGAGCACACAGGCAGAGUGGUGAAGGAUGUCAUCAACAUGGGCUCAUACAAUUACCUGGGCUUUGCUGAGAACAACGGGGCGUGUGCCGAUGCUGCCAUUGAGGCCACAGAAAAGUAUGGCGUUGGAGUGGCAAGCUCUCGCUGUGAGAUGGGGAAUCUGGACAUUCACGAGGAGCUGGAGCGCUUGGUUGCCAGGUUCCUGGGUGUUGAGUCAUCCAUGGCUUUUGGCAUGGGCUUUGCAACCAACUCCAUGAACAUUCCUGCUCUCACUGGGAAGGGUUGUCUCAUUCUGAGCGACGAGCUGAAUCACGCUUCUCUGGUGCUGGGGGCCCGCUUGGCUGGCUCCACUAUUCGGGUCUUCAAACACAACAACAUGCAAAGCCUGGAGAAGCUGCUGAGAGAUGCUAUUGCUCACGGGCAGCCGAGAACCCACCGCCCCUGGAAGAAAAUUCUCAUUGUGGUGGAGGGUAUUUACAGUAUGGAGGGGUCCAUCGUGCGUCUGCCAGAGGUUGUUGCUCUGAAGAAGCGCUACAAGGCGUAUCUGUACCUGGAUGAGGCCCACAGCAUCGGGGCCCUGGGGCCUAACGGCAGAGGAGUGGUGGACUACUUCGGCCUGGAUCCUAAAGAUGUCGACAUCAUGAUGGGAACAUUUACCAAGAGCUUCGGUGCUGCUGGAGGAUACAUUGGAGGCAAAAAGGAGCUGAUCGACUACCUGCGGUGCCACUCUCACAGUGCCCUGUACGCUAUCUCCAUGUCCCCUCCAGUAGCCCAGCAGAUAAUCAGCUCUAUGAAGAGCAUCAUGGGAGAGGACGGGACCACACUGGGUGCUGAUCGCCUCAGACAGCUCUCAGAGAACACCACCUACUUCCGCAGGAAACUCCGGGAAAUGGGCUUCAUCAUCUACGGCAACGAUGACUCGCCUGUAGUACCCAUGAUGCUCUAUAUGCCUGCCAAAAUUGGGGCAUUUGGUCGGGAGAUGUUGAAGAGAAACAUCGGCACGGUGGUUGUUGGCUUCCCAGCAACACCCAUCAUCGAGUCCAGGGCGCGUUUCUGUGUGUCGGCUGCCCAUACCAGAGAGAUGCUUGACACAGCGUUGGAGGCCACAGACGAAGUGGGCGACCUGCUACAGCUGAAAUACUCAAGACGUGAACAGCCUCUUCCCUCGCUUGGGUGGAUGGCCGAGGAGAGUCUGCUUCAAGACUGAGCAACAUCAACCCCCCUCACCUGCCCAUUUGGUCUCCCCAGAACUAAAGGCUUCACGGUCUACCCUUUUGAAACCUGCACACCAGCACCACUCAUUAGCCUGUGUGCAGUCUGUGCAGCGGAUUUGUCCCACAUCUUUCUGAAUGCCACUUCAGUUUGUCCUAACUUAUUGUGACUGCAUCUGUCCCACAUCAAGCCCUAUUCAUGUGUGCACAUUGAAUGUGUAUGUUAUUUGUGCAAUAAUAACAACAGCUUGGAGUUUCUUUGUAGUUCACACAACCUAGAGUGAAGUAGACCAUUUUUUUUUUGCCAUGAGCUCCUACUCAUGCACUUGGAAAAAAGAGAAAAGAAAAUAAGAAAUCAGCUCUUAGCGGUGGCUAUGAUGUACACAUGAAAAAAUUAUAUAUGUAAAUAUUAUUUAUCCCAAAGUUGGCAAUGCUGCUAUAGGGUAGCAUCCCAAACCUCAAGUAGAGAUACAUUAUUUCACAGGAGUAACAUUAGCAUAUGUACUCCAUAUGUAUUUAUCUGAUGGCUUUUUUCUAAUCACUUUUACUUGAAUGGAGUAGGGAAUACUGGGUUCUUUCGCCUACCAAAGGAUGUAUAUGUAUAGAUGUGUUUUCUACCUUUUCUCUUAAAUGCAAACAGAUGUUCCUAACGAAAAUAUUUAACAGAAAGAAUCCCAUGGAGCAAGACUAAGGAAUAUUUGUAUUGCUUAUUUUCUAGAGAUAUUUUUCAGCCUUAUUACUGUUUACACCUGCACUCAAAAACUUGAGCCCAGUGUCUUUAACAUUUCUAUAAGCUAAUGUGCUACAUGUGUGAUUGGUUUUUGUGCUCAGUCCUUCCUGCGUAAGUGUUUUCAUGUGAGUCGGUGUCGACGGCAACCUCUGAGCACGACGACAUGCUGUAACUUUGAUCUGUAUGUAUGACGAUGUGCUCCACGCUCAUCUGAUUUACAGACGGCUUUAUUUAUUCAAAAAUGCCUUUGUCAUCUUUCCUCUUAUUUUUUUAUCUGAAAGUCGGCUCCAAAUGUGUCCCUGUGUGUUUUAACUGACUAUCUACACGUCUUAACUUCAGUGCCAGCACUACUGACAGGCAUUGUACAUGCACAGAUGACGUAGUCACUGAUAUUUGCAAGAUUUGUAUGGGUCUGCUUCAAAUGUCGUUGUUUUUUUCGUAUGAUUUGGGGUCUUUGGACAUCUUCUGGAAUGACAUUCCAUAUCAACCUGUUUUGUUUUGUUUUGUUUUGCUAUUUUUGUCUUGACUUUUCAGUAUGAGGUCACCCCAAACAUUUCUUACAUGUCCCUGUUAAUAUAUUAUGUUCUUAUGUGUGUUUAUGUUCUGCCACUCAAUCGAUGUGAAAGCUGGCAGUUGUCUGGCAAUGUGACCAUUCCUAUGAAUGUCCAUCAGAGUGAUUCCACUCAACUCAAGUUUAGAGAAGCUGUUGUAUUUUAUUGCACAGCACGACAGCUGUUAACAGUACACCAUUCCAUAUGAACUACAUUGUUCUCUGAGUGAGUUAUUCCAAUAUUGUUGUUUUUCUUUAACGGAAAUGACUUGAAUAACAACUCUGUGAUGCAUUUGCUUUCAAUAAACAUAAAGUAAAAGGUG
Cyclopterus lumpus (lumpfish) is the source of this 3457-nucleotide messenger RNA. It is a transcript of the gene sptlc2b, whose product is annotated as serine palmitoyltransferase, long chain base subunit 2b. The record is from RefSeq and is a predicted model, not a curated record. Gene Ontology annotation, molecular function: serine C-palmitoyltransferase activity; pyridoxal phosphate binding. Gene Ontology annotation, cellular component: serine palmitoyltransferase complex. Gene Ontology annotation, biological process: sphingosine biosynthetic process; ceramide biosynthetic process. Bases 156 to 1850 code for a protein of 564 amino acids. NCBI's taxonomy places the organism in Eukaryota, Metazoa, Chordata, Actinopteri, Perciformes, Cyclopteridae. The transcript is spliced from 12 exons.